This is a messenger RNA of Emiliania huxleyi CCMP1516, 1211 nucleotides long. RefSeq lists its product as hypothetical. Lineage: Eukaryota; Haptophyta; Isochrysidales; Noelaerhabdaceae. The coding region runs from base 49 to 954 and encodes 301 amino acids. The transcript is spliced from 2 exons. The record is from RefSeq and is a predicted model, not a curated record.
CCCGUUGGCACGCCGUUAAGCCACAUUCAGCCCUUGACUCCCACGAGAAUGUCGCCGCCGUCGGGCACCCUCGCGCUGGUCGUCAUGCUCGCGCUCAUCUCAGGCUUCGCCGACGUGAUCACUUGGGUUCGCUUCGAGAGCUUCGCUGGCCUGCAGACGGGUAACAUGAUCUUCAUUGGCGAGGCCAUCUUCGUGCAGUCGCUGCCGGGUGCUUUCGCCACAAUCUCUUACAAGUUGGCGAUGAUCGCCUCGCACUUUUUUGGCGUCUUCCUGUUCUGCGCCCUCGCCCAUGUCACACGCUGGCCCGUUCGCGUGGGCUCCUUGCUCCUCGCUGCCCUGACGGCGGCAGCCGCGGUGCUCGACUUGCUGUUUGAGAGCAGGUGGGCCGCGUGCCCCGUAUCUGCCUCGCUUGGCGCGAUGAACUUUGUGAGUUCGCCCAAUACUCUGCUCGAGGGCAAGGUCUUCAUGAUGACCACGCUAACGACCGGUAACCUCCAAAAGUGCGCCAAGAUGCUCUUCUACGCUGUCAGCGACCACGGACUCAACGCCGAGGAGCGAGCGCAGACGCUGUACGCGGCGGCGACCAUCUUAAGCACGAUUUGCGGAGCGUCCCUCGCCGGCCUCGCUCUCUAUGCCAGCCCAUUCGGAACGGCCACCACCAGCCCGUCUUGGUGGUUGUUGUUUGUGGCGGGCGCUCAAUGCGCCACGCUGCUGUACCACGACUUCCUGCUCAAGCCGAAGUCGGAGUCGUAUCCACUCGAGCACGGCCGCAUGUCGCCGCUCGUCGAGCCGCUCGCUGCUGAUGCGGGCUCGGCGCAGGCGCAGGAAACGUGCAACACGGCGUGUUUGGGAUGUUCGGAGGGCGACGGAGAGCGGACGGCCGGCAACGCGGCGGAAGAUGGGCUCUAUCCUUCUCCUCUCCGCGUGACGGUCGAUCGAGGGGCGGCCGAUUGACUGCGAUUGAGAAGAUGUAGAGACUAGAGUGCGAGUUCUGACAUGCCGUUUAUCGUUUCUUUCCCUCGCGGGAGUCUGCUUAGGCGGCUCCCGUGGUGUACCUGUGUUCGUGCCAGUGCGUACCAGUCGCAGUCCCGUGCCCAGUGUUGUGAAUGGGUAGAUAGGUCCCGUUUGCCGUUUAUCGGUCUGUCUGGCUCCCAGGCAGAUGGAUGAGCUCAUAUGCUGGCUGUAUUGAGGGGCCAGACCCGGACACACAA